Messenger RNA from Polypterus senegalus (gray bichir), 583 nucleotides. RefSeq names its product NADH:ubiquinone oxidoreductase subunit A13 (gene ndufa13). The record is from RefSeq and is a predicted model, not a curated record. The transcript is spliced from 5 exons. Bases 44 to 478 code for a protein of 144 amino acids. NCBI's taxonomy places the organism in Eukaryota, Metazoa, Chordata, Cladistia, Polypteriformes, Polypteridae.
CAACACGACAGAGCGCCGGUCUGUCACGGAGGAGCUGACCAAGAUGGCGGCGUCCAAGGUGAAGCAGGACAUGCCUCCGCCGGGCGGUUAUGGCCCCUUCGAUUAUAAGCGGAACCUGCCUAAACGGGGCCUGUCUGGUUACAGCAUGUUUGGAAUUGGCAUUGGUUUCCUUCUCUUUGGCUACUGGAGAAUGUUUAAAUGGAAUAGAGAGAGAAGGCGACUUCAAAUGGAAGAACUUGAGGCCCGCAUAGCAUUGCUUCCUCUGUUGCAAGCAGAAUCUGAUCGCAGAACACUUAGAAUGCUGCGAGAAAACCUUGAGGAAGAGGCAAAUAUUAUGAAGGAUGUUCCUAACUGGAAGGUUGGUGAGAAUGUCUUUCACACAGGUCGCUGGGUCACUCCCCUUAAUGAUGAGCUGUUCAACCUGCGACCGAAGGAAGAGCUGCUGCACAAAAAAUAUGGCUUUCAGUGGUAUGUGUAGAGCAAUGUGCUGCCACUACCAGAAAUCCUCCUUGCCCAGUGUUUUCCUCCAUCCUUCUCUGUUUGACGAUUCAUUAAAUGUUCUAUUAAAGCUGUUCCCACAUAA